CUGGGUUAAGGAUGUAAUGACAUGCUGUAAUUCUGAACUACUGUACAUCUUUCAGAAAAACAAUGUAUAAUGUUGAUUUCUUCUACCAGGAGAGCAUACCCUUUUGGUUCUCUCAGUGACAUUCAGUGCAAUCAUGGUACCCUUCUCGACUGACUUGGAGGCACAGUUUGCUGUGGUUCCAAUUCUGUAUAACAAAAUGUUCCCAGAAAGUAAUACUGGGAUAUUGCUGUUUGGCUGUGCUCAUAGCUUGGGGCUAUUCUUGAACCCAGCAUUGUUCCUUGAAGAUCAUGUGGCUGAAGUAGCUAGGAGUGUUUUUCCCUGUCUUUGGCCGGUAUGCACACAGUGCUCUUGAUUAGAGAAUGUGGGUUGGACCACAGUGGUUUGUGCCUCAAUUAUCUCCUAUUGUAAUUCUGUAUGCCUCUGUAUAGCGUAGUAGUUCCAUAUGUGGAACUUCUCUACAUUGAGCCAUUUACAAUGCCUGGAUGCACCAUAAACCCUUUGAAGGAAGCCUGGAAGAGAGCAGCUGGGAACACAGAAGCAUCUAACUAUGUCCCCAUAGCCUGAUGCAAAGUGAUAUCAUUUUGUUGAGGUCUGCCACAAUCCUUCAGAGAUCUCAGUGGCUGAGACUGGCUCCAGGUAUGGGGUUAGGAAGGGUUGCGGGGUUCUUCACUGGCUUUGAGGUAGUUCAGGAAUGGUGUUUGGGUUGCUGCAGAGAGAGAAACUGAAUACCAACCACUACAGCAACCAAAAAUACAGGUGUAGGGUUUCCACCUGCAUGUAUCCCUAAAGCAUGCCAGCCAAUAUGUGUUUUGCAUUUGGGCUGCCUUGAAGCAUGUUCAGAAGUGUCAGCUGGUGCAAAAUGUGGCAGCCAGACUGCUCCUUCAAUUUGGUUUUCAAUUUGCUUCCAGGUUAAGGGGAAGCGGUGCACUGAGGUAAUAUUUAGUAUAAAAUAAGUAAAGUGCUAAAGCAUAUAUUUGUAUGAAGAAAGUGUAAUAAUUUGUAUUGUAAAAUUUUAAAAAUAUUAAUUUUAAAAGUAACUUUUUGAAUCUGUUAUUAUGUGUUGUUUUUUUAAUCUCAGGAGCCUUCAUGGACUGAGGCAAUAAACUAGAAGCAUUGUUGUCUUCAAGAAAGCUAACUAAUUUUUUUUUCUAAUUUUUAAAAAAAUGGUCAACAGUGAGAUCACACCCGAAGGACGAAGAAUCACAAAAUUAGAUCAGAUUUUGCUAAAUGGAAAUAACAUAACAAUGCUGGUUCCUGGAGGAGAAGGACCAGAAGUAUAACUUAGUUCACUAGCCAACACUGAAAACUAUUCUGUAAUAAUAUUUUGAUGAAACUUUAAAUUUUGUUUUUAUGUUUCAAGUUGAUAUUGAAUAUUGAGUAUAAAGUACAAUUUCCAUUUCAAGGAAGGUACAUCAUAUAUUGUGACUUUGUAAGUUAAAAUCAUGACUUUGUUGUAAAGGCAAAAAAUAAUUUGUUGUACUGAGCAAGGCAAUAAAGAAUUUUUAAGUUGUUUUUUUAUAAAUCUGUUAUGUUGUUGAUGUAAAUACUUUAUGCCAGGUGAAAUUAUGAAACAUAUGUAGUUCUUGUUCUGACUACUUAAGAUUUUUUUUUAAAAUGAUGCUCUGAUUCAUGGACCAGUUAGGAUGUGGUUCCCGGAGUGUGGGAGAUGUCUUCUCUUACAGUUAUCCCCUUAAUUCUUUUCCCUCUUUUUUUCUUUGUGUGCUGAAAAUAGGGGCUAUUAUAAAAUGUCCAUUAAAGUACUUUGUGGUUUA
Sceloporus undulatus (fence lizard) is the source of this 1772-nucleotide messenger RNA. RefSeq names its product LSM5 homolog, U6 small nuclear RNA and mRNA degradation associated (gene LSM5). Lineage: Eukaryota; Metazoa; Chordata; Lepidosauria; Squamata; Phrynosomatidae. The transcript has 2 exons. Bases 1164 to 1280 code for a protein of 38 amino acids. Gene Ontology annotation, biological process: mRNA splicing, via spliceosome. The record is from RefSeq and is a predicted model, not a curated record. Gene Ontology annotation, molecular function: RNA binding. Gene Ontology annotation, cellular component: U4/U6 x U5 tri-snRNP complex; U6 snRNP; Lsm1-7-Pat1 complex.